Messenger RNA from Amphibalanus amphitrite, 4623 nucleotides. RefSeq names its product serine/arginine repetitive matrix protein 2-like. The record is from RefSeq and is a predicted model, not a curated record. Gene Ontology annotation, cellular component: cytoplasmic microtubule; mitotic spindle pole; centrosome. Bases 140 to 3745 code for a protein of 1201 amino acids. Gene Ontology annotation, biological process: positive regulation of cytokinesis; cytoplasmic microtubule organization; mitotic spindle midzone assembly. Gene Ontology annotation, molecular function: microtubule binding. The transcript has 3 exons. Lineage: Eukaryota; Metazoa; Arthropoda; Thecostraca; Balanomorpha; Balanidae.
UAUAUACAUGGCCUUGAUUCAGGGGGCGGCGCAAUCACAAUGCAAAAUGUGUCAUAGUGGAUGAUUAAAAGGCCCAGAAAAACACCAGAAAUGAAUAUUCUGACGAGUUUCAAGCACUGAUGCCCCUUCCUCCUCUAGUAUGGAUGAGAAAUCUACAUCUGAGGAUGAGCCUGUCCUCCUAACUUUGGAGCUUGUUCUGCUGGACCUGACAUGGAUCAGACUACCAAAGGUGGAUGAGGGUCAACUCAUCAUCCCGGCUCUAUGUUUCAAGAUGCUAGACUUCCCUUUAGUGACAUUCUCACCUCAGUAUGAGUCUGAAAGCAGCAAGGAUGGUGUUGUCAUCUACAACCAGGGCAAGUCGUGUAUUUUCCGCACUAGCCUGCAGUUGCUUAGUCAACAGUUAGCCACCUACCCCAUAUAUUCCUUCUUAAUGGAUACAGGAUGUCAGCCUGCUCCUAUGAUUGCAUUUGGUUCAUUCCCUCUGCAGACAGUCAUAGAGGACAUCAGCAAUUUCACCAAGGCUGGCUGCACUGACUGGCCCACUGUCAGUGCUCAGCGUGGGCAGGCUUACCUUCGCAACACGCGCGGCAAGAGGGUGGCGCUCGUCAACUUCGCGCUGCGUCUCAGCUGCCUGUCGGACUGCGGUGGUGGCGGCGCUGCGCCCGGCGCCACGGGCGAGCCGGCCGCAGCGGCUGCUCCCUGGCCCCAGUGGAACCAUCCUCUAGCCGAUGACGCGACUACCGUCGGUGGGAAGGCGGCGGCCGUCGAGUCGCGGGAGUCGCUCGAAUCGACGCGGGAGGUGCGCGUUUCUCGGCGGCCGGAGCGCGACGCGCUGUCGGAGGCUGCGCAGGAGGUGCGAGCGGUGCGUUUAGACCGGCCGCCGCCGAGGACUGGUCUCCCUGGAAACCGGCACGUCGCCUGGGGACUACAAUCACAGCAGCCGCAGCAGGAACAUAAUCACCUGCAGCAGCACCACCAGCAACCGCAACCGCACCAGCAACAGCAGCUUUACCAACAGCACCAGCAGCAGCAGCAGCAAAGCUGGGCUAGCCGCCCCGACGCCAGUCGACAGGGCCGACCGGCGCUGUUCGAACACACCCGCUUGGAGGAUGUUGACGAGUGCGCUCCGGCUGCCCCUCCUCCUCCGCCCCCCGUGGGUCGACCGUGGGGUGGUCGGCAGGGCACUGUCCCAGCCGCUGCUCGCUCCCGCUCCUCCAGUGCCGAGCGGGGCCCAGACCCUACCGGCGGCAGCUGCUGGCGGGCGCCGCUGGAGACCGACGAGGGUUCGCUGGCGUCUGACGCGUCCAGCGGGCCGAUUGUGACGCGCCUUAUCCAGGAGCUGGCCGCCAUGCAGCGCACUGGCGCUGAGAGCAAGCACGUGGCCGUGCAAACCAGACCGCUCAGGGAGCUGCUGGAGAUGAGAGGCCCGCCGCCGCCCGCGCCGAUCCGGCUGAGGGGGCGGCGCCGGCCGCGGCCGCCGCGGAUCCGUCGUCUGCCGCUGAUCUCCGAAGAGCCGGUCACGGAGGGGUUCGCUCGCCGGCGGCCGGCCGCGGCGGGUCUGGUGCACCGUCCGCCGCCGCCCGAUACCACAGUGGUGGAUCGGCUGAGCCGCGGUCAGCCAGUGACCGAGCGACGCGCCGUGGGGGGCCGUCUGCGCGCGCCGCCGCCCCGGCUGAGGCCGGUGACACUGACUCGGACCGCCCAGCUCCGGCUGGCGAAACACAUGGCGGAUGUGCGACACGACCUUCACGCUCAGGAGUACGGCCGGCGGCGCGAUCGGUGGCUGGCCGAGCAGCGCAGAAAGAUGGGCAGGACCCGGCCGCCGCCGCCGCCCCCAGAGGCGCUCUCUCCGCCGCGAGAGAUGUCGCCUCACUCUGCUCGCUCCGGCCCGGCGAGAAAGCGGCGGGCGCGACCGGGAGUGCCACACCCGCGAGUUAUCACCGCUAUGAAGAGCAUCGGUGUGCAGUUUGAGUCGGAAGGCAGCCCUCCGCCGGCUGAAGGUCGUAGUAAAUCGACCAAGACGGCUGUGACGGCCAAGAAGGGACGUGCUCCUUCACCCACUCCGUUCGUAGAACCCCGGUCGUCUCAGCCGUCGCGAUCGACGGAAUCACGCCCCGUCGUGAUCGACUUUAAAUCUCCACCCGAUCAAAGUACAGUGAAGACGCCAUCUGAAGGCCGCUACUCUACUGGAGCAAUGUCCAACCAUGAUGAGGCUGCCGAGCUGCUCGGUCUGAGUCGAGCCGACGCUGGUCCCCGCGGCGCACGCCGGUCUCAGUCUGCCACUGCGUCUCGGUCACAGGGUGACCCCGGCUCCCAGUCAGGAUCAGCGGUGAGGUCUCGCUCUGAGACGGUCGCCGGCCUCUCAGAAUCCCCUGUUGUGACGCCGCCCCGCUCGGCUGAGAGAAGCAAACCGUCUCCGACUCUCAUAGAUUCUGAGAGUGGGCAGCGGCGGCUGCACUCGGCGAGUUCGAAAGAACGUCAGGCUUCAGAGGGAGGGAAGACAGGUGCUAGUGCUACUAAGAGUGGCAACAGCAGCCGCAGCAGUAGCAGCAGCUCCCGAGGCAGCGGUAGUCAUGGGCGAAAGAAGUCACCAUCUGUCAUCGCUGAUAGUGGAGCAGCGCCUCAGGGUCCGGCAGGCGGGAGCAGCGGCGGAGAAUCACUCUCCUCCUCUACACUGCGGACGGAGCGGCACGUCUCUGAAGAGAUGGUGAGCGUCCCGCAUCGCUCACCGCCCAGCGCUGCCGCCUCGGUGAAAACUGAGAGCGCUCCGGUCACCGCCAGCCGGCGGACCAGCUCCUCGACCACGACGGCCACCGGCUCAGUCGCGCCGACUCGGUCUGACUCGGCAUCACAGGUGGGCGCGGAGGGCACCUCUGCAACACGGACGAGCUCAACGAGUAGCAGUGAGAGCAGCGAGGAUUCGUCUGACUCGUCAGAGAGCUCCAGUUCGGAAACGGAGACGAGUCAGAGCCAGACUCGGACCCAAACUUCGGCUACUCAGACCGGUUCUAGUGUGGGACGGGCGCCGACACCGGCCCGACGUGGCGGCAGGUCACCGGCCAAACCCACAGCUGGUGCCAAAUCACCCACCAAACCCACAGCCGGCGCCAGGUCACCAGCGAAACCUGCAGCCGGCGCCAGACCGAAGCCGGCACCCCGGGGGCCGCCCACCUGGCAGCGUGUUGAGGAUUCCCCUGCGGUCUCGACGGGAAGUUUCGGGCCGACCGGGAAAGCAGCAGUGGCGAGCUCUGAACAGGCCGGGAAGGCGGCAGCGGGAAGCUCAAAGCCAGGGGCGGCCAGUCGUUCGCGUUGCUCCUCCAGUUGUGACUCAGCAGAGAUCGACGCUCGUAUUGCCAUGUUCCUGAAGCAGAGUGGCGACAAAAAGGAGAAAGAGGAGCAGGAGCGUCGUAAGGAGCAGGAACAGAAGACCGUCGCUGCUGCGCCGCCCGGCGCAGGCUGGCUGAAAGGAUCGUCCCCUUCGCUGGGUGGCGUAGGGGCUGGUGCCGGCAGCGGCGGGCUCGGUGCCGGCAGCAGUGCUCUUGGUGCCGGCAGCGGCGGUGGCACCUCCUGGCUGAAGGCCUGGCGUGUGGACGAAGACAUCACCACCCCUGCGGUGGGCCGGCGUCCCAGCCGCGGUCGUCACACGCUACCUCAGCCGGCGGCCGGCCUGAACACAGACUCGGUGAGUUCGUACGCUCCGUCGGAUCUGGGGGGUGGAACAUUGAGCGACCUGACCCCUCCUUAGGAAUGGUACGGCCACACGGGGCAGUGACACUCAUUAGACGGCGAUGUCAGUGGUAAAGGGCCGAAAUCGCUGACAUGGCGAGCAGAGGUUUCAAUGCCAAUGAACGAAUAUUCUGGAAUGGAGUCGGUCAGUAUCCUCUCUGGGAUUUGACAUUCGUCUCCACGAGUGGGAACAAUGUCUUUUGACUGAGGAUAAAACAAGGGGCGAGACUAGGUGUGAAUGAUUUCGGAAUUAUUCCGAAAACAGGAUAAGCGUGGGGUUCGAAUUUCCGUUUAUUGGUACUUGCUUUUUUUUCUCAAAUUGUCGAUAUGAGUCCAUGGGAUCUGUGAUACGAUACAUAUCGCAUACAUAUUGUGGUCCAAUUAGAUCAUUGACUAUUUUCCGUCCAUUCAUCGAUGCAUUGUGCUCUGGAUUCAUUUUACGUGUACAAUUUCAUGACUGGGGAUAGUCAAUGUCGCGAAAUGUUCCUUCGAUACAUAGGUAUCUAGAAGCAACUGGUAAUAGCGAUCAGCGAUCUCAUAAUUUUUUUUUCAUAAAUUGUCACCUUGUGUGUUCAUAAAACUGCGUGUCACUGCGUGUUGAUGUAACCUUAAUCAUCAAGUUAGUUAUCGUUGUACGAUGAAAUAGUCAAUGAAUUGCUCCACCAUUGAACCAGGCACACUUUUGUGCGCAAUUUAUUUACCAAUCAACAUUUGACGAGUUGUGAAAGUCGAAGAAGGAAUGUUUGCGUUACUUAUUUUACGCCACUAAACGAUGCAAUGUGCUCAUAUCAAAGCUAGUCAUUGAGCAUUCUAGUCAUUGUCUGAAGAGUUAUUUUUGCACUAUUCUGGUGUUUGUAAAUCAAGAAUGUCACCAAAUAAAGUACAACAUCUUUAUUC